Symbiodinium sp. CCMP2592 is the source of this 444-nucleotide messenger RNA. The record is from the annotation of a GenBank genome assembly. NCBI's taxonomy places the organism in Eukaryota, Dinophyceae, Suessiales, Symbiodiniaceae.
AUGCGCUCCCCAGUAAGGGCAUUUCACAAUAUGUUUUGGGCACGUGCGCUGUACCUCGAGAGGGAUCUGUAUUUCGGGGAGGAUCGGCAGACUCUGCAGCUUGUGGGUGGGAGUCCGUUUUCGGGAACAUUUGUCUUCGACCCGUUGGCACCUGAGAAUGCCCGCUGGAAAGACACAUCACUCUCUUUUCCUGAGGGGGAAGGGUAUUGGCAGGCUGCAGUUGUCUUCCAAGAGUACUUCACGGACGGCUCAUUGUGCUGUGAUGGUAUCUGGAUCCACGGAGGACAAAGUGUUGAUGCAAUUCGCACUCCGGGGAAGACACGGUAUAGUCUCGGUUUGAUUUCUGACCGGCUGUGGUCCUACACAGCUGAAGUCGACAAAGCUGGCGCAGUCUCCGCAGUUCCAGGGACCCUGUCCUGGCUUGUCCUGGCUAUGCUGGGCUGA